Molecule: messenger RNA, 1350 nt
Organism: Anolis sagrei ordinatus
Lineage: Eukaryota; Metazoa; Chordata; Lepidosauria; Squamata; Anolidae
Product: SUN domain-containing protein 3-like
Cellular component (GO): meiotic nuclear membrane microtubule tethering complex; nuclear envelope
Molecular function (GO): protein-membrane adaptor activity
Source: RefSeq, a predicted model, not a curated record
AUGAAUGGAAAACGUUCUGUGCGAAGAAGUCCAGACCAGCGAAAACAAGUCUUUCAAGAUAACUCAGAUGUUUGUGAUGAUCAUCCCAGUGGAUCAUCAGGAUCAGGCGGUAUCCCAACAAAAAGCUGGUACUUGCGCAACUCCACUGGAAAUUACUCCAAAAAUUCAAUGACUUCAUCUAGUCAAAUGACUGUAGAUGAUGAGGAGGGACAAGAUGGGGGACAUUCAUCGGACAGAUGCCCAACAGCAUUCACCAGAGAGGUCAUUGCAAGAGAGACCAGCUCUAGCACCUUGUUGUCAAGGUCAUCUAUAGCAUCUCAGAAGAGUGUGCUAAAAACCAUAUGCAACAUUCCUUGCCUAAUGCUAAUGGUGAUUUUCUGCAUCCCAAAAUAUCUUUUGCAAACCUUCAUCUGCACAAAAGACCAAUUCACCAUGGCAAACUUUAUAAAAAUUUCAAGGUUCCUGAUAAUAGCAGUUCCAGUCAUUUGUGGUUGCAUUUAUUGCUACUGUCAAUACCUGAAAUUAACAGAUGUUCUCUCAUCACAGGAGCUGGCACUACAGUAUGAAAGUGAGCUGAAAUCACUAUGGAAGUCUCAAAAUGGCCUUCAAGAACAAAUCCAGGAAAUCUCAAUAAUUAAAAACCAGACAGCACAUCUGCAAGCUGAGAUGAAGCGCAUCCAGAAAGGCAUCCCAAAUUCUGUAAAACAAAUCCUCAAGGAAAGUGACAUCCCAGGAGAGAACAAAGAUCAAGUGCUUGAAAUGAUUAAUCAAGCUUUUAAGAAGACAUAUGAGGAUCAUGUACAAAUGCCUGAUUGGGCUCAAAAAACAAUAGGAGCCACUAUUGAUCACAGCAGGACUUCAAAGAGCUAUGAGCCUGAAAAUCCAAAGAGCUGCUGGUAUAAAUACUUGUUCAUUUCUACAGCCAAGCCCCCUGAUACGAUUCUACAGCCAGAUGUUUACCCAGGAAACUGUUGGGCGUUCCAUGGAAGUGAGGGCCAAGUGGUCAUAAAACUGCCUGAAAGAAUCUAUCCAACUGCAGUCACAGUACAGCAUAUCCCCAAGGCUGUCUCCCCUGUAAAAGGAGCCACCAGCGCCUUGAAGGACUUCUCAGUUUAUGGGAUAGAUGAUGAAAUCAAUGAAGAAACAUUGUUAGGAACAUUCAUGUAUGAUAUAGAGAAGGAAACCAUCCAGACAUUCCAGCUGCAGAAGGAAGCCGUAAAACAAUUUCUCUGUAUAAAAUUCAAGGUGCAAAGUAACUGGGGCAAUGAGGAAUUUACCUGCAUUUAUCGGGUCAGAGUGCAUGGGAAUAUGCCUGAAUAUUCAGUCCCUUCGAUGGAAGGCCAAAAGUGA